GUUCAAACGGGUGCGAACCUUUGCUGCAACAAGUUGGUGAUUGCAUUGUUGUAUCUAAAACUUUAGAGAGCGCGUACGCAUGUGCUUUGCCAUUCGGUCAAUGAAGCACAAGGCAAUACAGCAGCAGUGCCUAUGCAAGAGAGAAAACUAUGGUUUGCAACCUUUUCGCCGUCUAUCUUGACUUAACUUCGUAUAUGGUCUCGUAUAAAAAGUCAUGGCCCUCGGUCACUUGGCGGCAUUUAAUUAAGAGAACUAACCCUACACAGACACUUUUUUGGAUUACUGCGUUGACCUGUAACAUUCAAGCCGAGGUUCAGCAUAAUGAAGGUUUUCGUGUGUUUUUGUGCCUUAAUGGCCGUGGCCAAUGCAGGAAUAUUAAAUUUCGGCGGUGGAGGAAGCGGUGCAACUAGUGGCGGUUAUGGAGCUUCCGCAGGCGGCCAUAGCCAUGGACAUACUGGUGGUGGCAAUAAAGUAUACAAAGUGAAAUUCGUAUCUGGAUCUUCUGGCGGUGGACACAAUGGUGGUGGUGGCUUCAGUGGUGGUGGUUCUGCUGCUCAUGGUGGUGCAAAUGAAGUUAUUAAAGUAAUUCAUCAGCAUUCGUCUGCAGCUGCCAAUGGUGGCGCAGCAGCAGGUGGCCAAGGCGCAUCUGGAGCUUCUCAAGUAAUUAAGGUUAUUCACCAUGGUUCAGCAGGCGGCACUAGUGUUGGACAUUCAGCUGGUCAUGGACAUGGUUCUGGAGCUGGUCAUGCUCCCGCCAAGAUCGUCAAUGUUUACCAUUCGUCGAGCGGAAACAGUGCAGCUUCGGGUGGUGCAGGCCAUCAUCACAGCCAAGGUGCUGCAAAAGUUAUUCGUGUAAUUCAUGAAACAGGCCCGCAAUCCCAAGCUCAAUCUUUUGGCGGUGGGCACUCUUCCGCAUUCUCCCAAUCCGCUGGCGGUCCAGUAUCUUCAUACGUUCCACCUGUUUAUCAACCAGAACAACUGAAUGUAAAUGGUCCAGCCUACAUUCCACCUGAUCAGCAGCAGGCGCCACCAAGCUUCAAUGGUCCUGCCCCACUUGGUGGUCCAACUGCUUCUUAUAUUCCACCUGUUCAGCAGCAAGCACCGCUGGGUUUCAGUGCUCCUGCCCCAAGCUUCAAUGGUCCUGCUCCUGGCUUCAACGCACCAACUACUGCUUAUAUUCCCCCUGUCCAGCAGCAAGCACCUCAAGGUUUCAAUACUCCCUCUACAGGCGUUAGUGGACCCGCUUUUCAGCAGCAAGCACCUGCCGGGUUCAGUGCUCCUGCCCCAAGCUUCAACAACCCUGCACCUAGCUUCAAUGCUCCAACCUCUGCUUAUAUUCCACCUGUCCAGCAGCAGGCACCUCAAGCUUUUAAUUCUCCUGCCCCAGGCUUCAAUGGACCUGCUCCAGGUUUCAGUGGUCCUUCUCCUGGUUUCAAUGGUCCUGCCCCUGGAUUGAAUGCUCCUGCUCCAACAUCCUCUUAUAUCCCACCUUCAUAUCAAUCUGCUCCUGCUCCAACAUCCUCUUAUAUCCCACCUUCAUAUCAAUCUGCUUCAGCUCCAUCUUCUGCAUUUACCCCUCCCGUUCCAGAGUUGUCAUACGUUCCACCACCACCAGAGCCAGCACCCGUUUUCCAUUCACAAUAUAACGCCCCCAAUUCACAGUAUAAUGCACCUGCGCCUUCUGGCUUAUAUGAAGCUCCUGCAUCGGAAUACACGAAUCACCUACCUGCUUCAAAUUAUGGUGCACCAAAUUAUUAA
Molecule: messenger RNA, 1758 nt
Organism: Stomoxys calcitrans (stable fly)
Lineage: Eukaryota; Metazoa; Arthropoda; Insecta; Diptera; Muscidae
Exons: 3
Coding region: 322-1758 (478 amino acids)
Source: RefSeq, a predicted model, not a curated record